AUGGUUUUUAAAUUUGAUUUAACAUGUUUAUCCGGAUUAACUUCGUCAGGAAAACUUCAACCGAGAGUUGUCUGUGUAUCGGUGUCUGAAGAUUCCAACUAUGUCCCCAGUUUGCCAGGAGAACUUAUUUUGCUAAGUAAGCGGUCACUAGUCCAGUCUUUCCCUUCUUUAUAUUUCCAGGUGUGCAUUUCAAUUCCAAAAACGUCUUUGGUUUCGCAUGAGAACAUCAUGUAA
This is a messenger RNA of Caenorhabditis briggsae, 234 nucleotides long. The record is from RefSeq and is a predicted model, not a curated record. Bases 1 to 234 code for a protein of 77 amino acids. Lineage: Eukaryota; Metazoa; Nematoda; Chromadorea; Rhabditida; Rhabditidae. The transcript has a single exon.